This is a messenger RNA of Spirodela intermedia, 6517 nucleotides long. The record is from the annotation of a GenBank genome assembly. Lineage: Eukaryota; Viridiplantae; Streptophyta; Magnoliopsida; Alismatales; Araceae.
AUGGGGAGAGGUCCCCUCCGGAGUUCCCGGGGGUCCUCUAGCAGAAGGUCAACGUCAGCGUGGACGCUGGUGGUGGGGAUGCUGCUGAUGCUGUCGGUCGUCAUUCUCGUCCUCCUUUUCCUGGGUACCUUCUCGAUCCCCGAUUCCGAGGACUCCCCAGGGCUGCACGCGGCGGUGGCCCGGCGCCUGGGGGGCGGGUCUCAGAAGGUUGCGAUCGAUAGGUAUACGUUUUCUUCGCAACCGAGUCCGUUGUGUUCAUGCUGAAGCGGAGUCUAACAACCUGUCAGAGGCGGUGGCUGAUGGGUCGUGAAUUAACCUUGUCUUCCCUCUUCAGCGAUGGAUUAGGACAGAGAGGCGAGCAGUGGACGGAGGUGAUCUCUUGGGAGCCAAGGGCAUUCGUCUAUCACAAUUUCUUGGUGUGGCUUUUGUCUCCAAUUUUUCGAAAUCACGCACACUCUCUUUUUCGGUAAUUGCAGUUCAAUUUUUUUUAAAAACUGAUCCAGGAUGAAUGAUCGGAUAUUGAUCUCCCACUUUCUCUCUCUAUUUAAUUGAGUCGGCCUGGUCGGUUCCUUCUUUGCUUCCAUAAUGCCAUGAGACUAUGAAACAAAAUUAAUCCUCUGUUAGGAAUCAAAACUAAUGCUGACAUCAGAUAAUGCAUUUGAGAUUUAGGUAAUAAAUAAGAUAGUUCAAAAUGUUUAAAAGUGGCCCAGGAAGUAUGAUCUGAUGUUGAUCUGAUGUUCAAAAUGCUUCUUUCCUGCCAUAUUGCGUUGAUACUAAUAGUUGGAUGCGGGGGGCUUUUCUGUUCAAAUUUUUUUUUUUUGGCAUUAAGAUAGUAAGAUUGGAAACUCCUUCUGGAUCUUUCUGCACAGAUCCUUCUAUUAAACCCGGGAUUUUCUGUUAUCACAAAGGUGAAGGGUGGGACUUUGAAUGAUCUAGCUUAUGGGAUGUCUUUUUUAGGGACCUCUUUUCUUUUGAAUCUUUUCCAGGGGUAAAUUAUUCUUCUUUUGUAAUAUUGGGAGUGGAAAUUCCAUCGAAGCUUAUGAAUCCCGAGGUAAUAUCAUAUGAAUACCUAACGUUCUCUCCGUCAAGGGCUGCAAGGCACUUGUUUUGUGAUUUUUAAUUUUUUUUGAAGAUUAAGAAUUUUCCCGGCCAUCACUGCUCCUCAUUUUUCUAUGAUUACCUUGUCACUAUCGUCCUGUUGGUGAAUAAAUUUGAAUACUGCAGGUUUCUGGGAUGACGGACGGUAAAAAAAAUUCUUGUGACAUUUAUUCCAAUCGGAGCCCUUCCAUGUUCCAAUCGGGUCAUCCUGCAUCGUUCAUUUCCCAUAAGAAGUCUGAAUGUGAAGGCUGUUUUUGUGUUAUUGAGAUGAUGCAUUUGACGAAUAGCUCCAAGUUAGGUUCAUAGUCUACCCUCGCAGCAAUCUGUAAUAUGCUACUGUUGAUAGUUUAUAAUGUCCUGGUAUCUAGCUGGAUUUAAAUUGCUUGCUUGUAUGGUGAACAACCAAAUAACUCAUAUCUUCCCCAUAAGGAGACAAAAUAAGGUUGAAAAGAUAAACUGGUUCCAAAUCGUGAUACAAAAUUAUGUCUGUGUAACUAUUUAGGGGUUUAAAAUUGCAAGUUUCAAACUAAUGCUACAUUCAUGGGAGUUGGACUCUCUUGAAGAUGUUUGUCUCGAGUAACUUGGCAUCAAACACGAGACAGCAUCUAACAAGGGUAGCUUUAGUUUAGACCAUUAUUUAUUUGGUGGAAUAUGAAGUUGAGCCCGCAAGGUUUUUAUGUUAUGGUGCAAAAAAAGGAAAAAAAGAAAGAGUGUUGUUUCCGUGUCUGAUAUUCCUUCUGUCAUUGAAAAUUUUGCUUUAGCUUAUGUGCUCUUAAUCACAUGGUAUUUUAUCUGAUGAUGUCUUCUGUGAUGAGAUUCUAAAGCAACUGAUAGGCAACGUAUUUUAACUGGAAAACGCCUCAGCACAUCAGGUAUUUCUGUGGGUUUGUGAGAAAUUUAAUGAUCGGGGACAUCUUUCUGUGCGAGGGAGAAGGAAGAAUUUCUACUAUUUUGGGGUUGUUUUGUCUGUAGUUUGUUCCUCCUUUUCUGUCCUAGGCCUUGCUGGGGUAAGGCUAUACUGAUGUACCGGGAUUUAUUCACGUUUUGUCUGUAGUUUGACUACUCGUUUUCCAAAUUUGUUCAUUUUCUCUCUUUUUCUACUAUGAUCACGUGGGAUUAAAAAGUGUACACUUUAUUUUGACAUUUUUCCUGUGCGGACUAAGUAAUCUGAUACUGGCUUCUUGUUGUUACAACACUAUUGGAUUUACGAUCAUCUAAGUACACUUUUUGUGAAAUUUAUUUUCUGCUCUUUGAUGGUGACCAAAGACGUGAGAGGGCACAUUUUUCAGUUUAGGGAUAAACCUGAAUGUUUUGCAAAUUUUGAGAUCUUAUGGCAGCUUCUUGAUCUUUUACCUUUCACUGAAGGCUGGAGUAUAUUAAUUCGAGAUAUUUUAUUCAGUAAGAGAAAUUAUUGAUCAUUUUUAAAACAAGGGACAGUUCCUACCAAAACAGAUGUGAUCAUUUUGAAUUGUCUGUUUUAAAAGCGAUGGUUUUCGAGUAAUAUUUAGACAUGCAACAUAUUCAUUCUUCUUUAUUUGUACAGUCUAAGGAGGAGUGCGAGCAUCUGAUUAAUCUGGCAAAGCCUUAUAUGCAGAAGUCAACGGUUGUUGAUAGUUCCACUGGUAAAAGCACCGACAGCAGGUCUGCACUGGUCCAUGAAAUUGCUUUUGAAGAAUCAUUACGCAUUUUUUAAUGUAGUUAAAUUCUAAAUAUUUAAUUGUUCCAAUGUCGAUAAUUUUCUUCUUACUGUGAUAAUGCAUGCACGAAAGUUCUGCUUUGCUGGACUUUUGUGUCUUGUAAACUUAUAUGGGUUUUUUUAUUUUUUAUGAGCAUAUGCUUUGUAAAAGUAAUGUAGGUGUCUUUAGUACCAAAUAGUAUUUGAACCUGGUUUUUGUUGGUAGAUCGGCUCUUAUUGGAUAUAGAAGAGCCUCCUUAACAUGGGUCGUAGACCUCCAUGGCAGCUUCACGUGAUGGAGAGAACAAUCUCGAAUUUGUUUUUAACUACCUUUUAACAAUGGGUAUGAGAGAAAAUAAUGUGGCAAAUUGUCUUCCAUUCCCAACGACAGCUAAAACGAGUAUCUCUUUUUGACAUUCGCACUUUUCAAACUAUACUAAAAAGGGAACAGAGUUUGUUUGGUUCAAGACUCAGCAUUUUGUACUUCUUGGCAAGCCUUUAUUUCUCCAAAGGAUCCUCUUUCUAGUUUUUUGACAGGUUGUUAACCGUAUUAAUGAUUCUGUCCCAUUCUUGAUAUCCGAUGAGCCAUAAGGUCAUAGGAAGGAUAAUUAUUUACAACUUUUGCUUUAUCUUCCCGACAACAGCUUAUAGAAUUGUGGCUUUUUUGUUGACAUGAAAAGUUCUCAUCAUUUGUAUUUCAACUAACAGGGUUCGGACAAGCUCAGGCAUGUUUCUCAGGAGAGGUCAAGAUAAGGUUAUUCAAGCGAUUGAGAAGAGAAUUGCAGACUUCACCUUCAUUCCCGUUGGUAAGCCGUGGGAAUGAUGCCCCAGAAAAAUGCUGCAGAAUUUUCCCUUGACGUGCUCAUCAUUUUGCUACUUUGAAACUGUUAGAGUUUCAGUUUAAUAUUUGAGGUUAUUCGAUCGUUUGGUUUGCCUGAAACUUCAGUCUUAUCCACAUUCUUUGAAUGACUAAAUAUGAUGUUGCUGUAUAAUUCUGUUGAGUAAAGAAAUUAAAAUAUAUCGCCAAACUUGAGAUUUUCUUAUCCUAAUUUCUAUGAUAUGAUUCCCCAUAAAGCUUGAUUUGACGAUCUGUAACGUGUCAUAGUCACAUUUUGAUCAUGUUUGCAAGAUAAGACUUAUUUCGGGAAUUGACCUAUCUUGUGGGAGACAUCUUGAAGUUACGUCGGAAAUAAUGAUUGAAUUGCCAAAGAUAUGGCGGAAAGAUGUUCUGUUGGGAUGGUCUAUGAUCUAGACUUAUUGGGGACAAAAUAUCGAAAUUAGAUCAAGUAGCCAUAUCAAAACCAUAUAUAGUAGCAACUGGAAUCCGAUGAGAGGAACUGUGGUGAGAAGUCAUUAAACAGAAGUUUAUUGGAUUUGUUCCUGGGUAACACGAUUAUUUCUCUUCAAAGUUGUACGACACCCCAAGCACUACUUCACAAAGUUUUGGUUGUCUCGAUGAGUAAAGGGGUUUACGAGAAAUCUCAGGGAUGAAAUAAUCCAUCGCCCAAGCAAUCUUCAGAGUACAAUUUCAGGGUUCGUCCGUAAUAAGUUCGAAGCACGACUUGGUAUUCGAGAUGGGAGAAGGGGGGCUUAGACAACCUUUAGCAAAUCAGGUUUUGGAACCUCCAUCGCUGAAGUAAACAUUGUGACAUUGAGUAUAUUAUAAUGUCUCCACCUGUUUGUAUUGUGUGUUUUCCGGGUGUUGCCUUGUUGUCAAGACAGUCCAGACAUCCAUGGUGUCUUGGUUUCUUAGGUAGGCCGCACUAGUGCUCUCUUUGACAAUUCUACGAGUUGCUUGGUUGUUACCAACGGCAUUGUAUUCGAUUCUUUUGUAUGAUUCGUUUGGCCAUGCAAUGGCCAAACUGACAUAUAUAUGUUGUGUUUUUAGUCAUAUGUUGUUUAUUUAGUUAUUUUUCCGUUAUUAAUGUUAAUAUGAAGCUAUUUAAAGUUAUUAUGUGAGUUGCUUUCGGUGCAUUCCUUAUUUACAUGAAUAUUAUUUCGAAUAAUUUAUUGCAUACUCUUAAUCCCUUGCAGGUAUAAUUAUAUUAUUUCAAACUGCUGAAUAAUUGGUUUUUCAAUAUAUUUAGAGAUAUAUUGACAGCUGCCUCGGUUAGCUUGGUCUCUGGAAAAACCUAGACUAUGACAUAUUUAUGGGUAAUAUCAUCGUCAUUUGUAAUUAACAUGGGUUGAAGGAGUCUUUGACGCAAUUUUUUGCCGUAUUUGACCCACAUUCCUUUUAUGCUUCUUCUUGUAGGAUGUUUGAUGGACAUCAGAUGUAUUCUAACAUCAGAUAUAAAAUAUUACUACCUGUUUUGGUUUGAUGAAUAAUAAGAUAAAAUGAACUUUGGGAAAGGAAAGGUGAUGACACGGUUUGGUGGAUUAUCUUUUAUGCAACGCUCUUGACCAUACGGGCUGAUAUAGAUUUGUAUUCUCUCCACCUUCCUUGGUCCUCUUCCCGCUGAUCCUCCCAACCAAAAUGCCACCUCAGUGGAUGAGACUUAGGGUAUUCCCUUUUAAAUGGAUCGUGUAGUUAUGUCUUCAAUCCAUAAUCUGGAAACAGAUCAACUUAUUUGUGUACUGAAGAGCUAUGACCUUGCGUAUGGAUAAAAAAUUACAUCCAAUUCAGGGUCUGUAUAUGUGACCGUCAGUCACGUAUUUGGAAAUUUGUUUAACCAAGGGCUUAGGACAGGUGGUCCUACCAAGUGUCUGUAAAUUCAUACUCAAUAAAUGUGACCUGCCUGAAGAAUAUUUCAUGCUCAUGAUGUGUUUACUAUUUUGAAUGUGGCAGGGUGUAACUUUUCUGUAAUCGAGGAUCAUUUAUUAAAUAAUUCUUUCCUAAUUAAUUUUAUUUAUUUAUAAUACAUAUUUACAUAUUAAAUCGAGCUCGGUACUAUUGAAUUCUGUUUUCUAAUCAGUCAAGUGUUACUUUUUAAAAAACAAUCUAUAGUGAUAUCUCAUGAUGCACCAAUCCAUAUAAAAGAAUGUACUAUCAACAAGCAGGUGGCCAGGCACAGCUUCAAGUUUCUGUUGUUCUUUGAGGUUAAUAAUUUCUAUUUGUGUUGAGGGAUAGGCGGUGAAUUCAGUCCCGUUGAUGCUGGGGAAUGGAUAGGCACAUUGGUUUUUCUUCAGCCUUGAUGGGUGUCAUCUCGCUUAAUAUGAUUUCAUUAUUUACAGAGCACGGGGAGGGCCUUCAGGUUCUGCAUUACGAAGUUGGACAGAAAUAUGAGCCCCAUUUUGACUACUUCCUCGAUAAAUUUAACACCAAGAACGGGGGUCAGCGUAUUGCUACCGUCCUUAUGUACCUGUAUGCUCUAUGAACCAUUUACCCACUAGAAAUUAGGUUCACCACAGAUUUGAAUCAAAUGCAAUGCGGUAAUCUUCUUUUCCUUUGAAAUUUUACAGUUCGGAUGUGGAAGAAGGCGGAGAAACCAUCUUCCCUGCUUCCAAAAUGAACAGCAGCUCCUUGUCAUACUACAGUGAGCUCUCUGAAUGUGCCAAGAAAGGACUCGCCGUGAAACCAAAGAGGGGCGACGCAUUGCUCUUCUGGAGCAUGAGGCCUGAUGCCACGCUCGAUCCAUCUAGCCUGCAUGGUGAGCUCAGUCUAUCCAUUUCAGCAACUUUCACGGAGCAGUAAGUUGUCUUGAUAACUCCUAUCAAAUGUCCAUGGCAGGAGGAUGCCCCGUGAUUCAAGGAAACAAGUGGUCGUCGACAAAGUGGAUGCAUUUGAACGAGUACAGGGCCUAG